CGUGUGUAUAUGAAUUAUCCGAAACAGCCCACUAAAUCGCGCUUAUAUAAUACAUGCGUACAAAUAGGUCCUAGAUUCAAAAACAUAAAGGUCCAUACCGCGGGGGCUUCGGUCCGUUCCCUACGCUACCAUCACAGACCCCAUUGAAAAUCACAAUAAUGGGUCGCACCGCGAAAUUUUCAAGGCCAGAUCAACAAAAUUUGGGUCACAACUCUAGCAGUAAUCAAUUAUUUUUGUAAUAUCCAAGUAGAAGAUUUGCUAAUCUACAAAGAUGCGCACAAUAAUAUGGAAUUUCUUCUCCUAACAAUCUUAAGUCGUGUAGCUAAUGAAUAAUAUUAAGAAAAAAAAAUUACUUAUUCCAACAAUAUGUACCAAAAAAUUAUGGAGUAUAUAAAAAAUAAAAAGACCUAAGUAGUACUAUGCUUUUAAUUCUAAAUACUUUGUACAUCGAUUAGCCAAAGGUUAUCUAAGUAUAGCACAUGCACUACGUAAAAUAAUUAGGAUUCCAACUAAUUAAGGCCUAAUUUAGAUCCAAAAUAAAAUUAGAAACUACCACAUGCAUUAAAUAAUAUAUAUUUAGAGUAAUGUUUGUGUAUUUAAUCACGAUCCAAUAUAACAUGCAACCUAUAUUCCUCCAUAUAUAUAGCACUUUACUAUUGCAAAGUUUUCAAAAAAAAUUAAAACAUUCAUCAAUGGCUUCUAUUUCCCUAUCUAAUUUUUCUUUCUUUCUUUUACUAAUAACCUUAUCUUUUUAUUCUUCUUGUGAUGCCCUAACAAAAUGUUGCAUCACUUCACUUUUCCAGCUCGGCGAUUCUAUCGCCGAUGCUGGAAAUGUGAUCCGUAUACCCGGUGCCAGCCUCUUGGCUCGGGCCUACGGACCACCUUAUGGUGAAACCUUUUUUAAUAAACCUACGGGGCGCUUUUCUAACGGUCGUAUCAUUGCUGACUACAUUGCCUCUUCUCUCAACCUCCCAUUCCUUAAUGCUUACUUGGACAAAUCGGGCGUUUCGUUUAGUCAAGGUGUCAAUUUCGCUGUGGCUGGUGCCACGGCGAUGAAUACCUCUUUUUUAGCUGAGAGGAACGUUGGAGUGGUCCCCUACAACGUUCCUCUCCCCACUCAGUUAGAGUGGUUAAAAUCCCACUUACAAUCCACUUGUGGGACCCAUUGUAAACCAACUCUAAGGAACUCUCUCAUAGUAUUGGGGGAGUUCGGUGGGGUCGAUUACUGGAAUUCUUUCUCACAAAAUAAAGCUGAAAAUGAGAUCCGUACAUACGUUCCUUUUAUUAUUGACGGCAUUCUGAAUGCCGUCAGAGAGUUGAUCCAGUUAGGGUCGACUCGCAUUUUGGUUCCGGGGGUCUUCCCUUUCGGGUGUCUAUCCGCGUACCUAACUAGAUUUCCUAACACAAAUCCAAAUGCUUACGAUCAAUAUGGUUGUUUGAGAUCUUAUAAUCGUUUCGCUACGUACCAUAAUAUUGAGCUAAAAAGAGCUUUAGAAAAUAUACAAUGUGAGUUCCCACAUAUUAAUAUUGUCUAUGGGGAUUAUUACGGUGCGUUCAGGACUAUUUUUCGAUUUGCACCUUGGUUGGGAUUUAACCCUAGCACGUUGGUCUCCACGUGUUGUGGGGGUGGUGGACGAUAUAAUUUCAAUUUUAGCGCUGGAUGUGGGUCACCAAGUGUCAGCGCAUGUCCUAAUCCAGCGCAAUACGUCAACUGGGAUGGGCUUCAUCUGACAGAUGAAGCCUAUCGACGUAUUUCUAACAUUAUUAUAAACAAUAUGCUUCCAAAAUUUGGGUGUUAUGGCUUUGGAGAUUCGAGUGUAUUGUCUAGUUAUUGAUUUUUGAAGAUUUUUAUGCAAUUUGUGUUGUUGUUAUUGUAUUUCAUGAUUUUCUUUGUAAGUUAUUUUGGGUUUGUUGAUUUUGAGAUGUAUCUUUUUGGAAAUAAAAAUGAAUAAAAGAAUAAUUGUUGUUGUGUUGAGAAGUAUGAGGUCUUAAAUUCAAAUUUCAGCAGCAACGGAAAACAGUAGGUGAUUUUUUUCUAUCUACUCUAACCUAGUAGCCUUGGUGAACUGGUUACGUACCUGAACCCAUUGCUGCUGGGAGAUAAAUGAUAUCUCGUGAAAUUGAUCGAGAUGCCGAAGCCCGAAUUAAUUUUCACACAUGAUCAUAAUUGAACUUUAUCCACUAUAUAUAAAAAUAAAAAAAUAAGUUCAUCCUAGUUGCUCCUCUUCAGAAGAAGAACAGAUCAUAAUAUGGUGCGGAAAAACCAAAAUCGAUAUGAAUAUGGAGAUGUCUCUAGCACUGCACACAUAAAAGUAAUUUAGCUUCACUAAAUCUAUUUAUAUUUUAAUAUAUAUUAAAUAAAAAGCAAUUUUAUUUACAUAUAUAAAAACAAAAGAAAAUUUUUUAUUGCAAAUAAUAGUUAAAUUCUUGUUGUUCAAAGGUAAUAAUUGAUCCACUAUAAACUGAAGGCCAUAAAACUAAACUUUAUAGUAUUAAAGUAGCUGAAAUUUACCUGCUAUAACAGUCAAAAUCAUAAAAUAUGAGUUGGGUAAACCUCUAUUAUUUUCUUAAUAACUCAAAUUCCUCAUAAAGCACUGAGCUAAAUUGUCUAUGACAUGACAAAUGUAGAGAAAGUGGAAGAACAACAGGUGUUUUUUUCUCAUCUAUCCAGGUUUGUUUUAACAAAAUUACCCGAUACGUGUUCUGAUGGGAGGUACCAGGACCCCAUGAAAUUAGUCUUGGUGGCCAAACACUAAUGGCAUAACAUGAAGUGAUGAAGAUGUUUGUUGAUGUUCAUCUAAUUACCACAGCAUAUUAAUGGUUGCAAAAAAAUAUGCACAAAUGAUGAAUAGAUGACCAUCAACAAACAACUACAUAACUACAUAAAUUUGAGAAUCUAUCUAUGCGCAAUGCGAAAGGGAGCCUUGGAGUAACUAGUCAAGUUACUGACAUGUGAUCAGAAGGUCACGGUAAGACUGCUUACAAUAGACCCUUAUGAUCGGACUCUUUCCUGAACCAUGCACAUAGCAGGAGCUUUAGUGCACCGACCUUCCAUAAUAUUGUAAGAAGAAACUAAGAAGAUAGCAAAUUGACAAUGCUUUGUUGUAAGUUGCAAGGCUAAUAAUAUAUGCUAAGAAUAUCCAUAUUCUAUGAGAAGUAUAUGCCUUAAGAAUAUACCUUGUUGUCUAUAAAUUUUGAGUUUCUCUCACUGGUGGUUGGGUAUGAAUUAUGAGUACUUUUUUCCUAUUAUUCACAUUUUCAAUGUUGAAAGGGAGAGGGAGAUAUUUAAUCAAGUCGUAUCGAAAGGUCGUAGCCUAGCUGUCAAUAUAACGAAGCGAGUGAAAAUCAUGAGUAAUCAUAGUUUAAAUCUUAAUCGAAACCAAAAAAAAAAAGCAUGAUUUCUUCCAAUGUGACUAACAUCAUUGGACAAAGUGAUUUGUAUACAUGUAGUAGG
Capsicum annuum is the source of this 3454-nucleotide messenger RNA. Its product is annotated as acetylajmalan esterase-like. The record is from RefSeq and is a predicted model, not a curated record. Gene Ontology annotation, molecular function: hydrolase activity, acting on ester bonds. Lineage: Eukaryota; Viridiplantae; Streptophyta; Magnoliopsida; Solanales; Solanaceae. Bases 585 to 1835 code for a protein of 416 amino acids. The transcript has a single exon.